AUGGGAAGCAAAGGAGGGUUCGUCCCGCUUGGGCUCCUGUUCAUCCUGGCUGUCCUCUGCCAUGUAGGUCACAGCCUGGAGUGCUACAGCUGUAUUAACCCAGCUAAUGGCUGCACUACGGUCGUCAGUUGUUCACAUAGUCAAGAUACUUGUUUCAUCGUUGAAGCCAUGCCACCAAAAACUUACUACCAGUGUUGGAUGUUUGACCGCUGCAGUUUCGAAGCCAUUGCAAAAUCCUUAGGGGAGAAGGAGCUUCAGUACCGCUGCUGCCAGGAGAACCUGUGUAACAAAAGUGAUGGGACGAGUAUAUCAGGGAAAACAGCUCUGCUAGGCAUCCUGCUGCUGGUGGCAGUCUGGCGCUUUUGUCUCUAAAUCUACACCAGGAGGGCUUCUCCUAAAUCUCCUGUUUCUGUAUAUGCCUUCUUUCCUGUGCGGCUGCAUUCCAAAGGCUUUAUAUUUUCCAACUGGAUCCUGUUGGGAAAGACUAAAACUAGCUUGAGCAACUCAGAUAAGAGAGAGGAACUCAGAGAGACGCUGAAGACCAGUCCUAUUAGCAGAGAAGACCUGUGUGAGGGAAAAAGUUUGAGUGAAGCGCACGUGAUUUGAGGAAGGUUGCAUGCUUCUUACUCUGAGCUCGAGUAGAUUCUCUGCGAUCCUCAGUUAUUUCCCUCUGGUUCCUUGGGUGUAGUUAAUGUGAUCAGUACUUUUUUGGGAGACUGGGGCAGGGGGCUCCUUUUCAACAGUCUCUCUCGCAAGGCAUGCUUUUUUCUCGCUUUUCAUGGCCCCUGUAUUGCCAGGUAGGCAUGAUGCAUGUUCCAGGUGUGGGCUUGUCAGGGACAGAGAUUCUUAAUGACUGUUGUAUUCUCAGCUAGAAGGAGGUAAGCUUUCCAGAUGGCAGGGCACGGAAGCACAAGGUUUGCCUUUAGAGAGGUGCCAGAGGCUGAAA
Molecule: messenger RNA, 946 nt
Organism: Delphinapterus leucas (beluga whale)
Lineage: Eukaryota; Metazoa; Chordata; Mammalia; Artiodactyla; Monodontidae
Product: CD59 glycoprotein-like
Biological process (GO): negative regulation of activation of membrane attack complex
Cellular component (GO): plasma membrane
Molecular function (GO): complement binding
Source: RefSeq, a predicted model, not a curated record